Messenger RNA from Fusarium redolens, 1150 nucleotides. RefSeq names its product Ccc1 family. The transcript has a single exon. NCBI's taxonomy places the organism in Eukaryota, Fungi, Ascomycota, Sordariomycetes, Hypocreales, Nectriaceae. Bases 102 to 965 code for a protein of 287 amino acids. The record is from RefSeq and is a predicted model, not a curated record. Gene Ontology annotation, molecular function: manganese ion transmembrane transporter activity; iron ion transmembrane transporter activity. Gene Ontology annotation, cellular component: fungal-type vacuole membrane. Gene Ontology annotation, biological process: intracellular manganese ion homeostasis.
GGACUGUUUUGUGCUGCGGUCGGCAAUAUCAUGCCGUGGGCUAUCCUGUCUUGUCACCGAUGAAAUGCAUCAUGGGAUGAAUUGGGAAGGCACGUGGGAGGAUGAAGACGGGGAGAAAUGUUCUGGUUUUGGCGGUGGUUGUUGAACUUGCUUCUCUCAAUAUUCGAGAUUCGAAGUUAUCACUUGCGACGGCCAAAAUGAAGUCAUCACAAAGUCCAGCAUUCAAGCGCUUCCUCUCCGACUUUACGCUCGGUUUCUCAGAUGGCCUAACAGUGCCAUUUGCCCUCACAGCAGGGCUCAGUUCCCUUGGAAAGACGGACACCGUCAUCACAGGCGGAUUAGCAGAGCUAUGCGCGGGCAGCAUCAGCAUGGGAAUAGGAGGAUAUCUCGCGGCACGAGACGAAUGCGGGCCAUGCCAAUUUAGCGUAAAAGAUUUGGAGGAAUCAAGGGACAGUUGUGAGAGGAAUAGCGAAAGCGACUUUAUGGUUGAGCAAUCCGAGAAGAUGCAGAUGCAAGCAGAGGAGCUGGUGCGUCAACAUCUCGAACCUUUGGAUCUCCCAAGUUCAACAAUCACGACGAUCCUCAACACAAUUCAACAAGUACCGUCGGAUCUCCAACGCGUGGUAUCACGCUUGAACUCGCUAAAAGACGACCUAUCACCCUCACAACCAACUCCUCAAUCACCCAUCAUAUCUGGCCUCUCCAUAUCGUUAGGCUACACAAUCGGCGGCAUCAUUCCCCUACUUCCCUAUAUCUUCACCAGCACAGUUGGUCUCGGUCUCCAAUGGAGUUCAUGUCUCUGUCUUUUGGUGUUAUUUGCAUUUGGAGCAGGAAAAAGCUACAUUCUGCAAGCUGGAGAUGCAUCAGUGCGUUCGUGGAUUAUCGAAGGAUUGCAAAUGUUGGUCUUGGGCGCUUUAGCUGCAAUAGCGGCUGUCGCGUGUGUCACUUGGGUCGGGGCAAAUUAAUGGAUGCCUGUUCGUUGAGAGUUCAGGCAGAGACGUUCACACAGACGUGGGCGAAUAAGAGGCUGGGCAUUUAAGUUUAACUCGGAAUCGGUGUCGUUAAAAGAGCACGAGAGCAACUUUGUUAUACAACAGUGAAAGAGUAGUAACCAGUAACAGUCAAGCAAGUGAUAACUCUACCGAAAUUC